ACGUUAUACAAUUGUAGUUGCAAAUAUGACAUCAGAUGGUUGUUGUUCCCCCAAAAAUGGCUUCUAGAAUAAUGGGCGGGUGUGUAUAUAAGACUUUCCUGUAUAUAGCUGCACUGACCUAAUUCCCUUUAUCACAUACUUCAAAUCGACAAUUGGAACAAUAGAUGAACAACUGUUAUCAUCUACAACAGAUUUGAUUGGAUUUUAACAGACAUUGAUAGUGAUAGUGAAUCGUCUGAGAAUGUCUGAACUUGAUCAAUUGUUUGCUUAUCCUAGUGAUGUGCCUCCAAUUUCACCUAAGGAUGCUAAUUCAAAGCUUAAACUUUCAGGAAGAGUAUUAAAUAUCAUGUCAUCAUUACCAACUCAAAUUUAUAAUAAUUUCGAUUAUAAGACUGGAGAACAUAAUUGGUAUGUGGAGUCUGUGAGAGGGAAUUCUGCUUUGUAUUCAUCUCAUUUCUUUCUUGAUCAACAUACUGAUUGGGAAUCUCAUUUGAUUGCUUGGACAGGAGAAAUUAUUAGUAAAUCAUCAAAUCAUAAUAAUCAGGAUAGUAAAGGAGUUACUGAUCUUGAUGAAUCGCUUUAUUUAGAUGAUAAGGAGAAAUUGGAAGUGGAAAAGAAAGUUCGAACUUCAUGUAAAUCAGAAAAUGUUCAUCCUGUAUGGUUAUUAAGAAAAGAUCAACAUAGAUGGAGAAAAUAUGCUGAAGAUGUAUUAUGGCCUGUAUUUCAUUAUAUUCAAGGUCAACCAUCUGAUGGAAAGGCUGAGGCGGAAGCAUGGCAUGAUUAUGUCAAAUUCAAUGAAGUUUAUUUCAAUCGAAUUAAAACUAUCUAUAAACCAGGGGAUAUAAUAUGGAUUCAUGAUUAUUAUUUAUUUUUAUUACCUCAAUUAUUAAGAAUGGAAUUCCCUGAUGCUUAUAUUGGUUUAUACGUUCAUGUUCCAUUCCCUUCAUCGGAAUAUUUCAGAUGUCUUAGUAAAAGAAGUCAAUUAUUAGAUGGAAUGUUAGGAGCUGAUAAAAUUGGGUUUCAAAGUGAUUCAUUCCAAAGACAUUUCUUAUCGUGUGCAGCUCGUUUAUUAGGGUAUGAUGUUACUGCUAAUGAAGUAUUAGCUUAUGGUACAGCUAUAUCAGUUGAAACAUUACCGAUUGGAAUUGAUACUAAGAAGAUUGCUCAUGAUGCUUUCCAAAGUGGUAUUGAAGAUAAAGUUAAUGCUCUUCGAGAAAUUUAUCAUGAUAAGAAGAUUAUUGUUGGUAGAGAUAGAUUGGAUAAAGUUAGAGGAGUAGCUCAAAAAUUACAAGCGUUUGAAAUGUUCUUACAAAUGUAUCCUGAAUGGAGAGAUAAAGUGGUGUUGAUUCAAGUUUCAAGUCCAGGUUAUUCUCAUAGUGGUAAGGUUGAAAAAGAUGUGGCUGAAUUAGUUAAUCAUAUUAAUAGUGAAUAUGGUAAUUUGAAUUAUACUCCUGUAUUACAUUAUCAAAUGAGAAUUGAUAAAGACGAAUAUUUUGCUUUAUUAAGAGUAGCAGAUUUAGCUUUAAUUACUUCCGUAAGAGAUGGUAUGAGUACAACUGCUUUAGAAUUUGUCAUUUGUCAAGAAAAGAAUAGUUCUCCUUUAAUCUUAUCUGAAUUCACUGGUACAUCUUCUGUAUUAACUGAAUCUAUCUUAGUUAAUCCUUGGGAUUCAGUUGGAAUUGCUAAGACUAUUAAUGAUUGUUUUAAUAUGUCGGAAGGUCACAAACAAAGUUUACAACAAAGAUUAUAUAAACAAGCUACCACCAAUACCAUUCAAACAUGGACCAUUGAGUUCUUAACUCAUUUGUUGAAUCAUGUGGGUCAAACUCAUCAAUCUCAUUAUAUUCCAUCUUUGAAUCGUCCUUUAUUAUUAAACAACUAUAAAAAUAGUAAAAGAAGAUUAUUCUUAUUUGAUUAUGAUGGAACAUUAACUCCUAUUGUGAAGGAUCCAGCGGCUGCUAUACCAUCAUCAAGAUUAAAUGAUAUUUUAGAUGCUCUUUCAGCUGAUCCAAGAAAUCAAAUUUGGGUUAUAUCAGGUAGAGAUCAAGCAUUUUUAGAUAAAUGGUUAGGAUCAUACAAUAUUGGUCUUAGUGCAGAACAUGGAUGUUUUAUGAAAGAUAUUGGAUCAAAUGAAUGGGUUAAUUUAGCGGAAUCCUUUGAUAUGUCAUGGCAACAAAAAGUUGAAGAUGUAUUUAAAUUUUAUACUGAACGUACUCCAGGUACUCAUAUUGAAAAGAAAAAAGUAGCUUUAACUUGGCAUUAUAGACGUGCUGAUCCUGAAUUAGGUUCAUUCCAAGCUACUUUAUGUUAUAAUCAAUUGAUUGCUACAGUUGCUCAACAAUAUGAAGUUGAAAUUAUGGAAGGUAAAGCCAAUAUUGAAGUUCGUCCUAAAUUCCUUAAUAAAGGUGAGAUUGUUAAACGAUUAGCUUUAAAUCCUCAUGGAGCAAAACAAGAUACUCAUCCUGUAACAAAGACAAAGAAAGAUGUCCCAUUAGAUGAAUUACCUGAUUUCAUGUUAUGUCUUGGAGAUGAUUUAACUGAUGAGGAUAUGUUCCGAUCCUUAAAAGAUAUUGAAAGUGAAUGGCAAUUAAAUGAAUUACCCAAGAAUGAAUAUGGUACAUAUGGAGUUUAUCCCGUAGCUGUUGGACCAGCUUCAAAGAAAACCAUCGCCACCUCCCAUUUGAAUGAACCAUCUCAAGUAUUAGAAACUUUAGGUUUAUUAACUGGUCAAGUCUCUAUUUUUGAAAGUGCAGGAUCAAUUGAUUUAGAUGAUAGAGGCCAUGUAACCAAUAGUGAAUCAUCCGAAAGAUCAAAGAGUGCUAUCAAAGCAGCAUCCAUAAGAAGAAAGGAUAAAUUGAAAGAAAAGGUUUAAUUGGGUUAUUCUUUGGUUCAGAGUUAAUAGUUUUUAUUGGAUAGUCUAAUUUUUGGUUCUCUUAACGUAUUUAUUUUUAUCACAUUUAUUUUUAUAACUUAUAACGAAAUAUACCAAAUCUAUAUAUAUAUAUAUAUAUGCCGAU
Molecule: messenger RNA, 3017 nt
Organism: Scheffersomyces coipomensis
Lineage: Eukaryota; Fungi; Ascomycota; Pichiomycetes; Serinales; Debaryomycetaceae
Gene: TPS2
Product: trehalose-phosphatase
Exons: 1
Coding region: 242-2872 (876 amino acids)
Biological process (GO): cellular response to heat; trehalose biosynthetic process; fungal-type cell wall organization
Cellular component (GO): cytosol; alpha,alpha-trehalose-phosphate synthase complex (UDP-forming)
Molecular function (GO): trehalose-phosphatase activity
Source: RefSeq, a predicted model, not a curated record